AUGGCAAGCAGCAUCGGCUCAGUGCGUGAAGAUCCCUUGAUUCCAAUUGUCAUUGACGGCGGUUCAAGUGGAUGUCGAGUUGGCUUUGCUGGUGAGGAUACACCGAAGACAAUAAAUAUAUUUUCCACCAAUUCCCCAAUCAAACGGAGUCAUAUAAUUGAUUGGGAGUGUCUUGAAGCCCGUUGGUGGGAAGCAUUGGUUCAGACUGGUUACCUUGAGAAUCCCCUUCUAUUUUCGGUGCCUCCAUUGACUGUAAAAUAUGAUCGCGAGAGAAUUAUUCAACAAGCCUUUGAAUCAUUUAACGCUCCUGCAGUUUACUUGGCAAAUCAGGCUGUUCUUUCUCUCUACUCGAUUGGAAAAACUACUGGACUUGUAUUGGAUGUAGGCCAUGAGCUAACACAUAGUGCUCCAGUACUUGAUGGAAAUUGUUUUGAUCCAGCAGUGUUCAAGCUUGAACUAGGAGGAUCGGACUUAACUAAUUAUUUUGAACAACUAAUUGGAAGGUCAUCUGAUUGUGAGUUAUUGAAGGAGAAAGUGUGUGAGGUUUCCUUGGUUUCAUUAAAGUCACACAAAUCUCCAAACGUGAAUUUCAUUCUUCCAGAUGGACAAGAAGUGUCGGUGGGUAUUGAAAGAUUUCAAUGUCCUGAAGCUCUGUUCAAACCCGGACUAAUUCAACGUCCACCAAGUUGUUUGGCUGUUCAUGAAGCGGUUUACCAUUCAAUACAACGCUUAGACCGCGAUACUCGACGCGAUAUGUACUCCAACAUCGUAUUGGCCGGUGGUUCAACAAUGUUCCGAAACUUUGAAGCUCGUCUGAAUAGCGAACUUAAAAUAAUCGAGCAAUCAUCUUCAAAAAUUUCCAUAAGCACGGCUCCUGAAGGUGGUCGACUGUCGUCGUGGCUUGGGGGUUCAAUUCUCGCGUCUCUUUCGACUUUUCAUAAAAUGUGGAUCACAAAACAGGAGUACAACGAAUUUGGACCGAUGACGGACGAAGAUACCGCAGCUCUUGUCAUAGAUAAUGGUUCGGGAAUGUGCAAAGCCGGUUUUGCUGGAGACGAUGCGCCCCGUGCUGUCUUCCCUUCCAUUGUUGGUCGUCCAAGACAUCAAGGUGUAAUGGUUGGUAUGGGUCAAAAAGAUAGCUACGUUGGUGAUGAAGCGCAGUCGAAGAGGGGUAUUUUAACUCUCAAGUACCCUAUUGAGCACGGUAUUGUAACAAACUGGGACGAUAUGGAAAAGAUCUGGCAUCACACCUUCUACAAUGAACUUCGAGUAGCGCCAGAGGAGCAUCCGGUUCUCCUUACCGAGGCUCCGCUCAAUCCGAAGGCUAAUCGCGAAAAGAUGACUCAAAUAAUGUUUGAGACUUUCAACUGUCCAGCUAUGUACGUUGCUAUUCAAGCAGUACUUUCUCUUUACGCUUCUGGAAGAACUACCGGAGUGGUUUUGGAUUCAGGAGAUGGAGUCACUCACACUGUACCCAUUUAUGAAGGCUACGCUCUACCACACGCCAUUUUACGCCUAGAUUUGGCAGGUCGUGACCUCACUGACCACCUUGUUAAGAUAAUGACCGAACGCGGCUACAAUUUUACCACUACAGCUGAACGUGAAAUAGCUCGCGAUAUUAAAGAAAAGCUUUGCUAUGUAGCCCUCGACUUUGAACAAGAAAUGAUGACGUCAACGUCAAGCGCCAUUCUAGAACGUUCUUAUGAACUUCCGGACGGUCAGUUGAUCACUAUUGGUAACGAGAGAUUCCGUUGUCCUGAAGCUCUUUUCCAACCGGGAUUUUUGGGUCUUGAGGCGGCCGGUAUACACGAGACCACAUAUAAUUCAAUAAUGAAGUGCGAUGUCGAUAUUCGAAAGGACCUUUACUCGAAUACGGUGCUCUCUGGUGGUUCGACAAUGUUCCAAGGCAUUGCAGAAAGAAUGCAACGUGAAAUCUCUGCCUUGGCACCAACAACCGUGAAAAUUAGAAUCGCUGCACCACCUGAACGCAAGUACUCUGUUUGGAUUGGAGGGUCAAUUUUAGCUUCACUCUCCACAUUCCAACAAAUGUGGAUUUCUAAGUUGGAGUAUGAGGAAAUUGGACCCAGCAUUGUCCACCGCAAAUGCUUUUAA
Molecule: messenger RNA, 2112 nt
Organism: Rodentolepis nana
Lineage: Eukaryota; Metazoa; Platyhelminthes; Cestoda; Cyclophyllidea; Hymenolepididae
Source: the annotation of a GenBank genome assembly